Cuscuta epithymum is the source of this 1699-nucleotide messenger RNA. Lineage: Eukaryota; Viridiplantae; Streptophyta; Magnoliopsida; Solanales; Convolvulaceae. The record is from the annotation of a GenBank genome assembly.
UUUACAUCUCUCCCAGUCUCCCUGACAACGUCGAAAGCUCAAACGUCUUUCCCGUUUCAGAUCCUCGAAAGUUUUAUGGUGUGCUACUGCGUCCAGAUUUCCUGUUUCUCUUCUAUUAUGGCCAUGAGCGAUAAGCAUGCCGCUUCCAUGAAUUAACUAUACAAGCAAGAAUGGCGGGGAGAGAUAGAAUCAGUCAACUUCCAGAAGACAUAUUGGACCAUAUUUUGGGAUUAGUACCUAUCCAAGAUAUUGCUAAAUUUGCAGUUUUGUCUACCAUUUGGAGAGAUAUCUGGUUCACUCUCACACAGCUCUGUUUUGAUAGUCAGUUCUUUAGCUACUUUGACAAAAAAUAUCAGUCUAGCAGAUAUGUCAUGAAGUCCUCCGCUUUGUAUGUAAUCAACAAAGUGCUCUUGCAGCACAAGGGAACAAUUCGGAAAAUUGUCAUUGAUUUAACUAAUAUGGGGGUACUUACCAUUAAGUCUAGGUCUUUUGACUUUGACCAAUGGCUAGGUUUAGUCACACGUAAAGGUGUUGAAGAAGUCAACCUUUAUUUUGGGCAUAAAGCGUACCGGCUUCCCCAUUGUAUAUUUUCGUGCUCAACGCUCAAGAGUUUGCAUCUUCGUCAUAUCAAUGUACAACCAUGGGAUUUACCCGACACUUUACCGAAUCUUACUUCCCUAUAUUUUGAAGAUGUUGAAUUUGAUCUUAUGGGCCCCCCAUAUAAAGUUGUUGACGUUCCUUUGCUAAAGAAACUGUUAUUUAAGAGGUGUAAGUAUGUAUCACAGUCCAACAUCACUGCUAGAAAUCUUUGCACUUUGAAAAUCAAGGGUUGUUUUUAUAGCAAGUUCUGCAACCUCCCCACACUCGUCCGGGACUUGGUAUUUGUUCGUAACCUUGAUUUGGACUAUCAUUUUCUUAAGGUACUUCCACCACAAACAGCCGCAAUGAAUGUGGAAUCACUAAAGCUCUCAAAUUUUCGCUUCCAAGAUAACGGUAGGACCUCUGCCUUUGUACGCCUACUACGCAUAUGCCCAAAGCUACAAAGUCUUGGAGUAAGGCUUUCGGUAAUAUUUAUAAUUUAUUGUAGGAUUUUGAUUGUUUCCAUUAUAUUCUAUGUUUGGUUUAAUUUAUACGGAGUACCACUUACAAUUAACAAUGUUUUACUGUAUGUUAAGCUGAACCAUUUUUUUUUUUCGGUUUUUCAUUUUUGAAGUGGACAGAAGAUAGUCAAGAUACAAUAGAUUCUACAUCGGCGUGCUGGAAGAAACUUCAUAGGGCGGUUCGAAAAUGCAAACAGCUUCGCCUUUUGCAGCUUGGCUCAUUCCAUGGAAUAAGAUCUGAAAUGCUUUUCAUAAAGGAGAUGUUGGCCUCUCUUCGGGCACUUGAAAAAGUUAUCAUCACUUGUGCUGAGCGUAUGUUUGACGACAACAAGAAACAUGAAACUUUGGAAGAAGUUUUGCAAUUUCCACGUACAUCUCCCAUAGCAAAAAUUGUUGUGUAAUGGCUAUUAUUCCAAGUAGAAUGUGCUAGUACAAAACUCUUAUAAUUCGCAUGAGCUACAUGCAAAAUGGGUGGUAGUUUUGUUUGUGCACUUUAACACUACACCCGCUCUAAUUUUUGUAUGAAUAUUGUGCCAUGCACUAAUCACUUCUGUUUUUGUCAAAUGGAUGUUAUGUCUUUUGCAGAAACUUACGAACUG